Mucor mucedo is the source of this 1297-nucleotide messenger RNA. RefSeq names its product DNA excision repair protein ERCC-8. Bases 17 to 1186 code for a protein of 389 amino acids. Gene Ontology annotation, cellular component: Cul4A-RING E3 ubiquitin ligase complex; nucleotide-excision repair complex. The record is from RefSeq and is a predicted model, not a curated record. Gene Ontology annotation, molecular function: protein binding. Gene Ontology annotation, biological process: proteasome-mediated ubiquitin-dependent protein catabolic process; protein polyubiquitination; transcription-coupled nucleotide-excision repair. The transcript has 9 exons. NCBI's taxonomy places the organism in Eukaryota, Fungi, Mucoromycota, Mucoromycetes, Mucorales, Mucoraceae.
UUUUUUUAUAUCUAUUAUGCACAGUUUUAUAAGAAAGAGAGAAUACGGACAAAUAAAUCCUCUGAAAUUAGUGAGGGCUGAAACAACUAAACGAGCUUACACCUUGCAGUUAAGCAGGACAAAAGAAAUAGCUCGGUCUCAUCGUGGUGGUGUUAAUUCUUUAAAAAUUGAAAACAUUGAGCAAAGAUAUUUAUUAAGUGGUGAUGGUAAUGGGAACGUGCAAGUAUUUGAUCUUGAUUCGGAGCAAGUAAGAAAAAGCCCAAUUGCAAUUGCGUCAAAAACCGAUCGACAUAAAUAUGCCGUCACCUCUGUAUGCUGGUACCCCUUUGAUACCGGCAUGUUUGUGACAUCGAGUUAUGACACAACAAUUAAAGUAUGGGACAGAAGUACAAUGAUGCCUGCUGAAGAGUUCAAUUUAGAGCAUAGAGUAAAUGCUCAGUCUAUGUCUUCAAUUGCCUCGCAUUGUCUGGUUGCCAGUGCGGCUUCAGAACCCAGGAUAAGAUUGUGUGACUUGAACAGUGGUGCCUUUACUCAUUCAUUGAUGGGUCACUCAGGCUCAGUUUUAUCGUGUACAUGGUCUUUUAAUCAAGAAUAUAUCUUGUACUCUGGAGGUGAUGAUGGCACAGUUCGAAUUUGGGAUAUUCGGAGAGCAUCGUCUUGUCUGAUGUCCCUUGACCAGGAUAAUGCCAUUGAUAUAGAUCCUCUAGCCGAUACAAAUAAAGCACAUGGAAAAGGCGUGAAUGGUCUGUCGGUGACAAAAGAUGGUCGAUAUUUGGUGUCACUCGGACUUGAUGAAAAGAUCCGGUUAUGGGAUACACAGACGGGACGUAAUACAUUUAUCAAUUAUGGAUCCAAUUGGAGAAACAAAUUCAAACUGUCAAUAGAACCCACUCUAUCCGGUCCAGACGUUUGGCCGCCACUAUUAUACAUUCCAAGCGAUGAUCGGGAAAUCUUGGUUUACGGCUUAUUUGAUGGCGUUUUGAUCCGCAGACUUAAGGGUCAUUACGGCAGAGUUAACUGCAUCGAGAAAAGAGAAUCAUAUGAAGAAUACUACAGUGGUUCCAGUGAAAGUGAUAUACUGAUAUGGGAACCCCCGAUGCAAGAUGAUAAAGUGUUGGCUAAUACUACCGAUGAGGCAGAAUUGGAUGCAUGGAGUGCCAGUGAAGACGAUGAAGGGACAAUUUAAAUUUUUUCGCUGUAACUUUCUUUUUUGUAAAAAUAAAAAUAAUAAUAAUAAUAAAUAAAAAUAGCUUGUUUUCAAACUGAUCCCAUAAGGAAAUACAAGGGGUAACGUUAG